This is a messenger RNA of Amyelois transitella, 860 nucleotides long. Its product is annotated as U11/U12 small nuclear ribonucleoprotein 35 kDa protein. The record is from RefSeq and is a predicted model, not a curated record. The coding region runs from base 214 to 732 and encodes 172 amino acids. Gene Ontology annotation, cellular component: precatalytic spliceosome; U12-type spliceosomal complex. NCBI's taxonomy places the organism in Eukaryota, Metazoa, Arthropoda, Insecta, Lepidoptera, Pyralidae. Gene Ontology annotation, biological process: mRNA splicing, via spliceosome. Gene Ontology annotation, molecular function: snRNA binding; mRNA binding. The transcript is spliced from 5 exons.
GUUAAAUAACCUCAUUCUCAGCUUGUUUUGUUUGUAAAUAAAAAAAUAAUUUAUGCAUUUUUUAAUACAUUGCACAUAUCUCUCUACCGGCUACUUUUGUAUUUAGCGCUUAUUGCUUUUGCAGACCUAUGUAGGGAAGUAUCCAUAUGAGUUCUGUAGUACAAGUUCUGUGAUAGUAUCACUUGAUUUUGCCAGUUUUUAGAAGUCUUAGCUAUGAGCCGUGAUAAAGUGUUUUUCCAGCAAUAUGCCACUGAGUACGAUCCUAUCAAAAUUGGGUCCAUUGACGGUACGGACACAGAGCCCCAUGAUCUAGCAAUAGUGCGGGCGCUCUGGUCACAAUAUGAGCCAGACAAGCGCGUGACGGGAGACCCUCGACACACAUUGUUUGUUGGCCGGUUGAAUCCUAGGACUACUCAGGACACAAUAACAUCGGAAUUCUCAAAGUUCGGUAAAAUAGUCAAAUGUCGCCUUGUAAAGGACAUUGUGACGGGCAAGUCCAAACAAUACGCCUUCGUGGAGUUCGAGAGCUCAAGUGCUGCGGACAAAGCCCACAGAAACAUGCACAAAGAGUUCAUCGACAACACGGAGGUGAUAGUGGAGUGGGAGGCGGAGCGCAGGCUGCGGGGCUGGAGGCCGCGGCGGCUGGGCGGCGGGCUCGGCGGCCGCAAGGAGUCCGGGCAGCUCCGCUUUGGAGGCCGGGACCGCCCGUUCAAGAAACCUUACACGGCUUAGCUAGACAUGUUCUCUUAGGAGCACGGAUCAGGGACCCUCGGGCCGCGGCCUCCUGCACGUGUCCUCGUUCCUGCUGCCGGCGCGGCAGUGCGCGGCCGGCGAGCGCUGGGCCCCGCGGCACCUGUCGC